Molecule: messenger RNA, 567 nt
Organism: Venustampulla echinocandica
Lineage: Eukaryota; Fungi; Ascomycota; Leotiomycetes; Helotiales; Pleuroascaceae
Exons: 3
Coding region: 1-567 (188 amino acids)
Molecular function (GO): protein binding
Source: RefSeq, a predicted model, not a curated record
AUGAAAGUAGGCAACCGAGGCGAUUAUGGCAUGUUCGGCAUAGAAUGGGACCAUAACUAUUAUCGUGCUCGUGAGUGUCAGGGCUACAACGAUUGGGAAGGCGGUCAUGGCACUGAGUGGUGCUGCGCCGAUCCCGCCAAGGUACCUAAUCUCACCAAGUUCAUUCUAAGCCUGCUUCCUCAACUUAGGACCCCACGCCCAGAAAAUUUUAACGUUGCGAAAUUUCAAAUAUCUGGAGCAGAAACCUCAACACCAAAGGAAGCAUCCCGUUUCGAAGCUCUACCAGUGGAGAUUACGGGCCAGAUUACCUCUUUCCUUUCAACGCCCUCUCUACUUGCCCUACGACUAUCUUCCAAGACGUUGGCAUCGCGCCUCUGUAUCGAUCAACAAUUCUGGAGUACCGAUACCUCAGUCAACGAUGCUCCGCGGGAUUGGAAGGCAUUGGCGAAGCAGUUGGCUAAGAAAGACGAUAUUAUGAUGGCUGAAGGUAGUCUGUUAGCUUCUCCAAUCGGCUUUCGCAAUAGAUGUAGAAUCUGGAGAAUCAUUGAGGAAGCAUUGUCGCUAUAG